This is a messenger RNA of Eptesicus fuscus (big brown bat), 3466 nucleotides long. It is a transcript of the gene POGLUT1, whose product is annotated as protein O-glucosyltransferase 1. Gene Ontology annotation, biological process: positive regulation of Notch signaling pathway; protein O-linked glycosylation. NCBI's taxonomy places the organism in Eukaryota, Metazoa, Chordata, Mammalia, Chiroptera, Vespertilionidae. Gene Ontology annotation, molecular function: UDP-glucosyltransferase activity; UDP-xylosyltransferase activity. The transcript is spliced from 11 exons. The record is from RefSeq and is a predicted model, not a curated record. The coding region runs from base 13 to 1260 and encodes 415 amino acids. Gene Ontology annotation, cellular component: endomembrane system.
GGUGCGGCUCCCAUGCUGGUGCGGGGCGGCGCUUCCGCGGGGGGCACCGCGGGGGUUCCGCAGCGGCUCCGGGCGAUGGAGCGGGGCGCGCGCCGCCCGCUCGGGCUGUGGCUGCUGCUGCUGCUGCUGCUGCUCCUGCCCCCGGCGCUGGGCCGCCAGGAGUCAGGUUCAAAGUGGAACGUAUUUAUUGACCAAAUUAACAGGUCUUUGGAGAAUUACGAACCAUGUUCAAGUCAAAACUGCAGCUGCUACCAUGGUGUCAUAGAAGAGGAUCUGACUCCUUUCCGAGGAGGUAUCUCUAGAAAGAUGAUGGAGGAGGUAGUCAGGCGGAAGCUGGGAACUCACUAUCAGAUCAUUAAGAACAGAUUAUACCGAGAAAAUGACUGCAUGUUUCCCUCAAGAUGCAGUGGUGUGGAACACUUCAUUUUGGAAGUUAUCGGGCACCUUCCUGACAUGGAGAUGGUGAUCAAUGUACGAGAUUAUCCUCAGGUUCCUAAGUGGAUGGAACCUGCCAUUCCAGUCUUCUCCUUCAGCAAGACGUCAGAGUACCAUGACAUCAUGUAUCCUGCCUGGACCUUUUGGGAAGGGGGGCCCGCGGUUUGGCCAAUUUAUCCUAUGGGUCUCGGACGGUGGGACCUCUUCAGAGAAGAUCUGGUAAGGUCAGCAGCACAGUGGCCAUGGAAAAAGAAAAACUCCACAGCGUAUUUCCGAGGAUCAAGGACAAGUCCAGAACGAGAUCCUCUCAUUCUUCUAUCUCGGAAAAAUCCAAAACUUGUUGAUGCAGAGUACACCAAAAACCAGGCCUGGAAGUCUAUGAAAGAUACCUUGGGAAAGCCAGCUGCUAAGGAUGUCCAUCUUGUGGAUCACUGCAAAUACAAGUAUCUGUUUAAUUUUCGAGGUGUAGCUGCAAGUUUCCGGUUCAAACACCUCUUCCUGUGUGGUUCACUUGUUUUCCACGUUGGUGAUGAGUGGCUGGAAUUCUUCUAUCCACAGCUGAAGCCAUGGGUUCACUAUAUCCCAGUCAAAACAGAUCUCUCCAAUGUCCAGGAACUGUUGCAUUUUGUAAAAGCAAAUGAUGACAUAGCUCAAGAAAUCGCUGAAAGAGGAAGCCAUUUUAUUAUGAACCACUUGAGGAUGGAUGACAUCACCUGUUACUGGGAGAACCUGUUGACUGAAUACUCUAAAUUCCUGUCCUAUAAUGUAACAAGAAGGAAAGGUUAUGAUCAGAUUAUUCCCAAAAUUUUGAAAACUGAACUUUAAUAGCCAUCAUCGGAUCAAAGUCUUCUCUGUGGCGGCAGAUCUGAGAUAUCCUGUGGUGGAAGCUUACCAUGAAUGUAGCACCUAUACCUUGAAUACUGUUACCAAGACAAAUAUCUGCUUUUCCUUGUCAUGCUGCACCCAGAGCAAGUCUCGAGAAAGAUCCAAAACGUGUAUAAUACAGAUAUGAAGCAGCUCAAUGCUUUGGCUGAACAAGGACCAGAAAUCAUGAUAUGUGGGUUUUGUACCCGAUUCUACCUUUCAUUUUCUUAGGACCAAUCACAGCUUGUGCCUCAGGUCAUCCACAUAUAUAUGUACAUCACUGUGAACCUGACUGUGUCCAUGGGAUGGUGUUCUUUGUGCCACCGUUUGGAGCAGAAACUCAAUCAUUUGGAACUAGUACAACUCAUCGCCACAAUUCUGCAGUUAUUCUAGGCUUUAUCUAUGAUGCUAUAUUUUAAUGUAGAAAGCCCUAUAGGAUUUGUGAAAAGCACUUGGGGAUUAUUUUUUUAAAGGUCUAAGGAAGCAAUAGUUGUGCCAUGCAAUGACAUAGGAGACCCCUUCUGUAAAAGCAUAAACUCUUUAGUACUCAGGAGGUUUCUAUAAUGCCAUAUAGAAAGGGACCAGUUGCAUGAUAAUUGCAAUUGGAUCUCAAGUUCCUUUUGUGCCUUCAUAUUCUUCUUUUUAUGGUCUCUAAAAAAAAUACAUAAACCUCUUAAUCAGGUUAGGAAGGAGUCCUCACUCUUUGAAGGAACUGUGCAUAGGACAGCAACUCUUCAUUCCUUGCACAUCCCUAAUAUUUUUCCUCCUUCAAUUGGCAGCAGUCCACACUCUCACUGCCUUGCAGGAUCUGCUUUUCCCCUUCUUACUAUUAAAUAUUAGUUUAAUCUCUCAGGAUGCUCCUGCUAACAGUCAAAAAUGAAGAAAAAAUAGUUAGAUUAAAACUCAUAUAGUCUGCUGACUUAGAACCAUCCUUGUUCCUUAAGCCCAACCUUUCUACAGAAAAAUCAGUUCUUUUCCUUUGACUCCUAAGAACAGAUUGGUAUUAAUUGGUUUCAAAAUUAGUAAAUGUGAGAUUCAGUCAUAUAAAAUCAGGAUUUUAUUCUAUUUGUAAGAGAAAUUGCCUUUUAAAUUCCCUUCCACAAAAAUUUAAGCAUAAAGACCUUCUUAGAGGAGUUAAAUAUCACUGGUAAGACCAUUGCGUGGAAUAAGCCAGACAUUUAAAGUUGAACGUUUUUAGCAUGGAAAAUUAAUGGGGAUUGUGUCCUUAGGUGCUAUAAGUGUAGUGAUAGGAGCUCCAGAUUUAUGAGUUAUAUAUAUUAUGGUUUUGCCUUGUCAGUAUGAGGUCCUAAUAGAUGUCAUUCUUUCUGUAUUUUACUUUUUCUCUUACUAAACUAGGAACAAAAUUUUCUGUCCUUUGGAUUAGGAGCUGACAGUACAUUUUUCUGUGAGUGUUUCCCUUCAAGUUCCAGCUCAAGCAUCACCUUUUCUCUGAGGCCUCUCUUUCAUUCCUCUAGGCCAGUGGUCGGCAAACUCAUUAGUCAACAGAGCCAAAUAUCAACAGUACAACGAUUGAAAUUUCUUUGGAGAGCCAAAUUUUUUAAACUUAAACUUCUUCUAACGCCACUUCUUCAAAAUACACUCGUCCAGGCCGUGGUAUUUUGUGGAAGAGGCACACUCAAGGGGCCAAAGAGCCACGUGUGGCUCGCGAGCCACAGUUUGCCGACCACGGCUCUAGGCAGUUAGAAGCAAUAUUUUGCUCAUGCCUGUAUUAUAUGACAUCACAUUGUACUGCAGUUAUUUGACUGUUGUUCUGCAAGCUUCUUGAUGGGUGGGAAUCAUGUUUUACUCAUCUUGAUGUCUCCAUUACCCAGUACAGUGAGGGCCUCACACAGAGUAGACCCUGAAGUCUUUUUGGAAGGGUGACUUGGUGACUGGGUGUAUGGAUGGAGACAGUUGGCUUAACUAGAUCCUAUUUACAGAUUGCCUGGCCAUUGGCUCCAAUGGGGGACUGUGUGAGACUAACAAUUGGAACAAUGCAAAUUAUCACCUGCCCUUUGCAAAGUCGAUAAGGGCAUCUUUGUAUUUAAAUACAGCAAAUGUUACUCAGAUUUUAUAAUUACCUGUUUACCUCAGUGUAGAUGGUAUGAGGAUGGUGUGUAACAAUAUGUAAAAUGUAUGUUUUUGAAAAUAAUUUUUAUCCCUAUAA